This is a messenger RNA of Salvia hispanica, 567 nucleotides long. RefSeq lists its product as uncharacterized. The record is from RefSeq and is a predicted model, not a curated record. NCBI's taxonomy places the organism in Eukaryota, Viridiplantae, Streptophyta, Magnoliopsida, Lamiales, Lamiaceae.
UUUGACAAUGGAGCAAGGGAGAAUGCUAUUCGAUGCAUCAGCUUUCAUGCUGUUCGAGGCCACCGGCGAUUCCGAAGACCGCGACUCCGGCGCCGCCGCGGAGGCGGAGGAGGAGGAUGAUGCGCAGUCGUGCAGCUCCGCGCGCCUGUAUGAGGCGGUCUACGGCGGCGAGGAUGCUCGCGCCGCGCAAUUGGACGAUUACUCCGACGACGACGAAGAAGAGGACGGCGUCGUCGAUCAAUGCCGGAGCGCGGCGGCGGAGGCGGCGAAGGGAUGUGAAGAAUCGAUGAGGAAUGAGAGAGAGGGGGAUAGGCUCUUCUGGGAGGCGUGUUUGGCGUCUUAGAAAAAGAAAAUUGGGGAAAGGAAAAUAAAAAUUGUUUGUUUUCCCCUUAAUUCUUCCAAAUUAGUAUUUUUUAAAUUAGUGAAGGAUGCAGGAGAAAUUUCUUUGCAAAAAUUGGCAAAGAAUCAUUCAUCUCCAAAAUUUGAUGAACAUAUUUUUCUUUAUCAGAUGUACUGUAUAAUAUUCACACAACAACUGUAAAUAAAGCUUAUUCUUCAUCCUUGCCA